CCUUAGUGUCAUUUCGCAGCUCGACUGGCGAAAGUUCGGUUGCAAAUUCAUCACCGGAGCUCAGGUGGAGUUUUGACACAUCUGCGAUGUCCCGUUCCACCGCUGACUGUGCGGCAGACACCCACUUCACUUUCGCCGCUAACGAACAGUACAGCACUGCAUCCCAGGGCGUUGAAUGACGGCUUCCAUCCCAGCUUCUGAUCUUCUUUCGAGCGCAGCAUAAGGUCUGCCUCGGGAUUCUAGCUCUAACCGAAUUCGUGCAAGCAAUGGGUCUAUGCUUGCACGAAUUGCGGGUGGCUGGUGGUUGUCGUGGACUGUUUCGGGGUAAACGGUGAGGACGUUGGGGAUGAUGAUGAGGGUGGACUGGUAGCUUGAAAAGAGUUGGAGGAUUGGACUCCGACUGCAGUUUCGGGAAGUGAAGCUGUUGAAGCUCUAACCCAGUGAUUGCUCCGAAAUCGAUGAAGGUGGAGGGAUUGUAGUUUGAAGGUAGGUAGUGGAACAAGUUUGCAGCUAGCCACGAGAGAGAUUUUCGUGUUCGUGAAAUAUGUCUUUGGGUAGCUUGUGAAGAGUUUAGCAGUUGGUUGCAAGUUGGUACUCUUGCCGGGCCGAUUAGAAUUUGAUUAGUUUUAAGAUGUAGCGAAGGGAUGGACCUACCUGCUCCAGGUUGAAAUUUGAACCAUAUCUCAUCAAGAGGUCGAUAAGCCUACAAUUCCCUCGCGAAGGCGACCUCGUGAAUGAAUCAAAUAUGAGUUUGUAGCAUGUCUGCGACAUUUUUUUUUCUUUGGUAAUGGAGCUGGCUUAGAUACUCUGACGUGCUACAUUGACCCCUGGGCUGACAAGGAAGCCGAUUUGCUCUGGAGUGGUAGCGAGGAUUAACUCACUUGAGCUCAAAAACUUAGGCAUUCCGAAGUGGGUGUCGACGUACUCAUGGGAAGAGGGGCUGCUGCGAGGAUGGCACCUGAUAAAAUUAGGAUUGGAGUUAAUGGAUUCGGUAGGUUUGGACGUCUCGUAGCGCGAGUCAUUCUCGAGAGAGACGAUAUCGACCUGAUCGCUGUCAAUGAUCCUUUUAUCAGCACAGACUACAUGGCAUACAUGUUCAAGUUUGACACAGUGCAUGGGCGAAUGAUGGACAUUGACAUAUACGCCGAAGAUGAGCAAACGCUGUCGUUCGAUGGCAAGAAAGUGACAGUCUUGAGUUAUAAGGAGCUUCAUGAGAUUCCCUGGAGUGAGCUCGGUGUCGAUUAUGUUGUGGAAUGUACUGGGAAUUAUACCACGAAAGAGAGAGCAGCGGAGCAUCUGAAGGGUGGUGCGAAGAAGGUGAUCAUAACAGAAUUCAGCAAGGAUGCGCCUAUGUUCGUAAUGGGCGUGAACGAGUGGGAAUAUCGACCUGAAUACAAUGUUGUGGCCAUGGCCAGUUGCACCACCAACUGCUUGAUGCCACUCCUCAAGCUUCUCAACGAUAGGUACGGAGUGGUAGAGGGUGUAUUGACAACUGUGCACUCCCUAACUGCAACGCAAAAGCUGCUCGAUGGUCCGUCGCUGACAGACUGGAGAGGUGGACGUGCAAACAUCCUAGCAAGCUCCACAAGCGCCGCAAAGGCAAUUGGUCGAUUGGUUCCUCGUAUGAGCGGAAGAAUUCGAGCCAUGGCUUUAAGAGUUCCAACUGCAGAUGCAUCGCUUGUAGAUUUGGUGGUCAAACUCGACAAACAAGUCUCUUAUGAAAAAGUCUGUGAAGUGAUCAAAGAAGAAGCCGCAGGCAAUUUGAAGGAUGUAUUAGGUUACACGGAGGAGGAUGCUGUCUCACACGACUUCCUCGGUGACAGCAGAUCGAGCAUAUUUGACGCGAAAUCUGGAUUUGAGUUUGGAAAUGGCUUCUUGAAGCUGGUGGCUUGGUUUGAUAACGAGUGGGGUUACAGUCACAGGGUGGUGGAUCUAAUUAAACACAUGGCCUCCUUGCAACCCUUGCCACUUCAUCACUAGAUUAAAAGCAGUGUAGAAAUGUAAACUAUCAUCCUGUAUAUAGUUACACGGAGGAUCGCGAAAUGCCCCCAUAUCAUUACUUGUACAGAAACCAAAGCAAAAUGAUCACAUUGGGUCGAAGUAGCAACCCUGCAAACAUACACUAUGAAGAAAUAAGAGAACAGAUCCACAGUGAAAGUGCAAGGAUCUAAACCUUCAGUACAAUAGUGUGAAAUUGUAAACUCGCAACACGCCGAGUAUCAGGUAGUGAAACCCAGGGAAAAACUUCAUGAUUAACAAUUGUGCAAAAAACUAAUAACUGGUAAACAAUAAUUCACAUGAAUAUGAAAGAUAAAUUUGGUUUUGAAUCGGAA
Physcomitrium patens is the source of this 2333-nucleotide messenger RNA. RefSeq names its product glyceraldehyde-3-phosphate dehydrogenase, cytosolic. Gene Ontology annotation, molecular function: glyceraldehyde-3-phosphate dehydrogenase (NAD+) (phosphorylating) activity; NAD binding. Gene Ontology annotation, biological process: glycolytic process. Lineage: Eukaryota; Viridiplantae; Streptophyta; Bryopsida; Funariales; Funariaceae. The record is from RefSeq and is a predicted model, not a curated record. Gene Ontology annotation, cellular component: cytosol.